Molecule: messenger RNA, 1820 nt
Organism: Fonticula alba
Lineage: Eukaryota; Rotosphaerida; Fonticulaceae
Exons: 9
Coding region: 176-1552 (458 amino acids)
Biological process (GO): protein farnesylation
Cellular component (GO): protein farnesyltransferase complex
Molecular function (GO): protein farnesyltransferase activity
Source: RefSeq, a predicted model, not a curated record
ACCGCACCUCCCUCCCCUCCUCCCUCCUCGCCGGACUCAGGCCCUUGUCUCCCUCCUUUUUCCUGCCUGGCCAGCCUCCCCCCCCCCGGCUCGCCCGUCCCCUCUCUCACUCUCUCCCGGCCGGAAUAUACAUAUAUAUUUUCUCGUCCGCCCGCUCCCCCACCCUCCGAACGCCAUGGCUCUUCGCAACAAGGCCCUUCCCUGCGAUGACCUCUCCUCCACGCCGACACUGAACGCCCAGCGCAAAGUGGAGGAGGAAAUUCUGUCGAACUACCAGGCCUUCCUGCAGCAGCACGGGAGCUCGGCCGAGGCGGGCUCCGGCGAUGGAGCCCCCAUCCCGGCGCCCACGUUCGAUGUGUCGAACAUGAAGGCCUUCUUGCGAAACUCCAUGUUCCGGCCGAUGAGCUCGGCCUUCUCCUCGCUCGAUGGCAGCCGUGCGUGGAUUACAUUUUGGUGCACCCAAGCCGGUGCCUUGGCCAACAUCACGAACUUCGAUGCGCGCAGCAUCAUGGACUUCCUGCGACUGAGCCAACACCCGGAUGGCGGGUUCGGCGGGGGCCCGGGUCUGCUGGCGCACUUGGCCCCGACCUACGCCGCGGUGGCCACCCUGGUGAACUUGAACCGCGAGGGUGUUUUCGAAGAUGACGAGCCACUGCGCCUCAUUGACCGCGAGUCUCUUUACCGGUGGCUGAUGUCGCUCAAGACGCCGGAAGGCUCGUUCGCCGUGCACCACGAUGGCGAAUGCGAUGUCCGCGGAAGCUACCUGGCCCUGUCUGUGGCACAGAUGACCAACAUUUUGACGCCGGAGCUGCUUGAGGGCGCAGUCGAUUGGAUCGCCCAAUGCCAGACGUAUGAGGGCGGCCUGGCCGGGCGGCCGGGCCUCGAGGCGCAUGGCGGCUACACGUACUGCGGCGUUGCGGCGUUGGCCUGCGUCGGAGCGAUCGGCGCCCUGGACAUCGAUGCGCUGACCUACUGGGCCCUUCAACGGCAGAUGUCUCUCGAGGGGGGUUUCCAGGGCCGGACCAACAAGCUAGUUGACAGCUGCUAUUCCUUCUGGUGUGGCGCCGUGCUGGCCCUCCUUUCCGGGACCACGCGGUCGGUGAUGGCUGCCGAGACCUCCGCCAGCCUGGCCUCACACAUGGACCCGAUCCUUUUCGACCGGGCCUCCUUGCUGGACUACCUCUUUGUUCAGUGCUACGACGCAAGUGGAGGUGGGUUUAAGGACAAGCCCUCCAGUCGCCUGGAUGCGUACCACACCUGCUACUCGCUCAGUGGCGUCAGUGUGGCCCAUUCGGUGGAUGAUCUGCCCUCACAGUCUGGACUCGAGCGGCCCCUUGCCUUCGAUCCGGUGAAAGUGCCCCCCUUCCUUCAGCAUGUCACGGGCGAUGGCGCUGGCACCGGCGCCACGCCCUUCAAGUAUCCCGUCAUCUAUCGCGGCCGGUCGCGCGAUCUGGCUCUGCUUUCUUCGACGAACGCCAUCUUCAACAUCGAGCGGAACCAGUGCCGGAAGGGGCUGGAAUUUUUCCGCUCCCUCGGAAAUCCCAUGAUGUGAUUUGAACAGCUGACCGGUCGUUCAUUCCAAGGGCUUUGGAAUGCUUUCUCUGGCAUCUCAACCCUCGCGGUUGGCGGCGGUGACUUCCAGAGUCUAGGGUUGCUGGGGGGGGAGCGGACUUUUCUCCCUCGUUCUUCCUGUUCCCUUGUCUUGCUACUCCCCUCUCUCUCGCUCUGCCAGAUGCAUGUUGGCCAGCACGAAAAGGCCGGGCUGCAGCCAUCGCCAGUAAUCCACGCGGCGAAGCUACAUACACACAUCCAUCCAAGUA